AUUCAUUCUCUAUACAUGUCUAUAAUAAUUAAUCAACUACUUUUCCAUACACACAUACAUAUGCGCAGCCAUCUCAGUCAGCAGCCCCCACCUUCCGUUUAUCGUAUGCUGGUACAUUAACGAGCGCUUGCUAGAUUAGCGGUGUUAUUGAUGCUAAAGCGAACGAAGUCGACCUACGUAGCCGAACCGAACACAAAUAUACAAACAUACUUAUGUGCAUACUCUCAGUCUGUAAAAACUCCCCUACCAACAGUCAUCCUGCCUUGAAGUCUCCAAGCAAGUACAUAACCACGAAAGUAACAAAGCGCCUCCCCGUCAGCGCUUACAGACCCAAGCGAGCACAGUGAGAGCAGAUCUAACGACGAGAGCGGCAAUAGUCAGUAGCUUAUAGUAAAUCACAACGCAAAUGAAUUCAACGAAGCUGUCGAAGUUGCAAGGAUUCUCACAGCAUCGCAAGGGCGCUUGCGAUAGGAUGAAAUUUAGUAAUAGAAAACUAUCGCUACGAAGUAGAUCUAGUGCUAAGGUAGCGGCUGCAGCUAAAUGAAGAAGGACAAUUGGAAUUGAACAAUUGCUAUUUCAAACAACAAAAUAAAAAUAAUCAAUAAUCGCAAGGAGAAUAAAUCAAGUGAACAGAAAAUGGCACAGCUCGUGGGACCAACGGCGCAUACUUUGGAAAAUGAUAACAACUACUAUCAAAUCAGCGAUGAAGAUCUCGAAGACUGCGACGAUCUCAACGAUGACUCUCUACUUGAAGAGGUGGUAGAGGGUGCCAAUGGUAAUAGUGUCUCAAUCGGUGGGCGCGGCCCAUAUGAACGCGCUUGGACUACAGAAGCAACACGCGCGCUCAUACACAUCCGCGGUCCAAUGCAAGGCAUGUUCACCGAAGGCCGACAAAAACGGACUGCUCUUUGGCUGCACUGCACACGACAGCUACAAAAAUUGGGCUUUCGCUAUAGUGCCGCCAAAGUACAAAAGAAGUGGCAUAAUAUACUCAUUACCUAUAGUAAAAAUCUACCCAAGAAAAAGACAAGUGGGUAUGUGCAUUGGGAAUUCUUUGAGGAAAUGCACAAGUACUUGAAGGAUAAAAAAGUAGAUAUGUAUGAUUUUCAACUAAAAUCGAUACCAUGUCACAAACCGGCGGGGCAGCAACAACCCGCACCGAGUAACUUUCAACAUGCGCGGGAAAUCAAAGAAACUCCGUCCAUGGCAAAUGAGAUGAUGACGCAAUAUAGCGAUGGAAAUCAGUUGUCAUUAUUGGCUAAUAAUGCCGAAACGCAUUUGGAUAAAUCAAAUGAUGAAUUCGACGAGGAUUCGACGGUAAUGUCUGAGUUAAAACAACCAAAACUGGAAUUUAACGCAGCUGAAUUACCGCUGGAGAUAACUCAUGCGAAUGGUUAUGAGCGAGGCGGGAACAAAUGUGAUAAGGCCGAGUUCCCGCUUGAGGGUAAUAUGGAACAGGAAGAGAGCCAAUGGUGGAAGGACUAUUUCGAACGGAAAUUGGAGGUGGAACGAGAAAAAAUUCAGUGCCAGAAAGAGCUGCACCGUGAACAAAUGCAAUUCCACAAAAUGUCGCUGCUACAACAGGAGAAGAUCGAACGUCUGAAAAUUGAUGCAAUCAACAGCUUGACGGCGACGCUGCAAAAGCUGGUGGAGGCGAAAAACCGGAAGGCAUAGAGAGAUGUGGGAAUCAAAGCGUGGUUACUUUUUUAUUUUUUAUUAUUGUUUUUGUUUUUUGAAAUUGAAAUAUUUAGAAUCGAAAUAGUAUAAGAACAUUUUUUUUGGAAUUGUGUACAUGUAUGUGUAUAUGAAUCUAUGUAUGUGUAUGCAUAUUAUUUGAAUAUGAAGUGGAUAGCAUCAUUAAAUGUAAUUAUGUUUUAAGAUAAGCUGUAAAUUGAAAGGUAGAUACGUGUAAAUAUUUGAGUUUCCAAUACAUUUUAAUUAAUCUAAAGUUAA
Anastrepha ludens (Mexican fruit fly) is the source of this 1953-nucleotide messenger RNA. RefSeq lists its product as uncharacterized. Lineage: Eukaryota; Metazoa; Arthropoda; Insecta; Diptera; Tephritidae. The record is from RefSeq and is a predicted model, not a curated record. The transcript has 3 exons. The coding region runs from base 637 to 1674 and encodes 345 amino acids.